AUGCACUGGAUUCUUAAUAAGACGGAAAAUGUCUUUAAAGACGUCUUCUACGAACCUGCAAUUCGUGCUGCAGCUUCAGCCUGCGACUUUGCGCAACCGGCGCGCGAGCUGAUGCAGACGCUGCAGGGGAUCCGCGCCCUGCAGAAGAGGAACAGCAACAGUCCAAAGGAGUCGCUGCUCCCUCUUCUGCUUACUGAAAAGGGUAGAGCCGCUUUGGAAGCGUUCAUUGCUGCAGUUGACAAGCAGGUGCUCGGCAGCUUGUGCGCCAGCUGGGAACGCAGUGGCGUGCUGCAGACGCAGGCAGACCCCGAGCAGCGGCAGUACGAGGGCGCCCCACCACGUGUGCGGCAGCUGUCCGCGCGCAACACGGGGAAAGACGCGGGCACUCCGAUGGCCCUUUCUUCCUACGCAGAUGCGGCAGGGCGGGGAGACGUACACCCCAAGGCGGCUGCCGCAGUCGUUGCCCCAGCAGCGACUGCUGCAGCAGUGACAGCCAAAAUGCAACUCUGCACUGCGAUAGCCCGCAGGGAUGUCUUUUGGUUAGACGCUGCUAGCGCCUCUGGCUUGCUGCUGUUAUGCUUUGUGGUGCGGCAGCUGCAGGGGAGAGGUACACCCCAAGGCUUCGUCGAACGCCCCGCUGUUCUUGCGGGCUUCAGAUGUUAA
Messenger RNA from Eimeria mitis, 663 nucleotides. RefSeq lists its product as uncharacterized. The transcript has 3 exons. Bases 1 to 663 code for a protein of 220 amino acids. The record is from RefSeq and is a predicted model, not a curated record. NCBI's taxonomy places the organism in Eukaryota, Apicomplexa, Conoidasida, Eucoccidiorida, Eimeriidae.